GAUAACGGUUGAAGCCAAAUAUGUUUUCUAUACUUCCUAUAAAAACACUUUUUUAUCAACAACUUUUUACUCUGAUAACAAAAAUAAAAGUUCAGGACAAAAAUGUUUGGCCUAAAAAAAGGAUUUUGGUUUCACCGGAGAAUACAUGUAAUACAGGCCAGUUAGCAAUAGAGCUAAAUUAAUCUAUUACCUACGACGGAUUCAUACGAAUCACCUUUUCUAUUAUCACAAAAGUAAAUUCCACAGACUUUAUAAACUACUUUUGGUCAUAUAACACAUUUUACUUAUCAAUUUUGAAUUAUCAAUGCGGCAUUCAAACUGUAAACAUCAAAUUCAGCAAACUAACUUUGUUAUUCAAUCAAAAUUAUUUAAGUAAAGCAUCUUUUACAAUUUCUUGAAGUACAACUAAAAAUUGAAUUGAAAGAGUUAAGAAUUUAUGUAUAAUGUCUAUAGAAAUAGAGUCUGCAGAUGUCAUUCGACUAAUUCAACAAUAUUUGAAGGAAUCAAAUUUGAUGAAAUCAUUACAAACUCUCCAAGAAGAAACAAGUGUAUCAUUAAAUACUGUUGAUAGUAUUGAUGGUUUUGUUGCUGACAUACAUAAUGGACAUUGGGACACAGUACUUAAAGCAGUACAAUCAUUGAAAUUGCCUGAUAGCAAGCUUAUUGAUUUAUAUGAACAAGUUGUAUUUGAAUUAAUAGAAUUACGAGAACUUGGAGCAGCACGAUCAUUACUAAGACAAACUGACCCUAUGAUUGCUUUAAAACAACAUGAACCUGAUCGUUAUAUACAUCUUGAAAACUUAUUGGCAAGAUCUUACUUUGAUCCUCGUGAAGCAUAUCCUGAAGGAACAACUAAAGAAAAAAGAAGAAUCGCUAUAGCACAGUCAUUAGCUGGAGAAGUUUCUGUUGUUCCAUCAUCAAGACUACUUGCACUUUUAGGCCAAGCUCUCAAGUGGCAACAACAUCAAGGACUUUUACCUCCUGGUACAUCUAUUGAUUUAUUUAGAGGAAAAGCUGCAGUUCGAGAUUUAGAAGAAGAAACAUUUCCAACACAACUUUUUAAACAAAUUAAAUUUAUUCAAAAAAGUCAUGUUGAGUGUGCAAGAUUUUCUCCAGAUGGACAAUUUUUGGUUACAUCUACAGUUGAUGGCUUUAUUGAGGUUUAUAAUUUUGUUACAGGAAAAAUAAGAAAAGAUUUAAAAUAUCAAGCUCAAGACAACUUUAUGCUUAUGGAAGACGCUGUUUUAAGCUUGAGUUUUUCUCGUGAUAGCGAAAUGUUAGCUUCAGGAUCACAAGCUGGUAAAGUAACUAUUUGGAAAAUUAUGACUGGACAAGUAAUGCGCAAGUUUGAAAAAGCUCAUGUAUUAGGAGUGACUUGCGUUCAAUUUUCAAGAGAUAAUACUCAAAUUUUAACAGGAUCAUUUGAUAUGACUGUCAGAAUUCAUGGAUUGAAAUCAGGUAAAACGCUCAAAGAAUUCAGAGGUCACACAUCAUUUGUCAAUGAUGUGGUGUAUACAGCUGAUGGUCAUAGCAUAAUAAGUGCAUCUAGUGAUAGUACUGUUAAAGUAUGGAGUGUUAAGUCAACAGAAUGCACACAUACAUUCAAAUCUAUGGGAGCAGCAGAUGUUGCUGUGAACAACGUACAUUUAUUUCCUAAAAAUCAAGAUCAUUUUGUAGUGUGUAAUAAAUCAAACACUAUUGUUAUAAUGAAUAUGCAAGGCCAAAUUGUUAGGUCAUUUACUAGUGGUAAACGUGAAGGUUGCAACUUUGUAUGCUCCACAGUAUCUCCUAGAGGAGAUUGGAUUUAUGCAGUUGCGGAGGAUUACAACUUAUACUGUUUCUCAUUAGCUAGUGGAAAAUUAGAAAAAACUUUGCAAACUCAUGAGAAAGAGGUAAUUGGUCUAACACAUCACCCUCAUCAAAAUUUAAUAUGUACUUACUGUGAAGAUGGAAUGGUAAGAUUGUGGAAACCUUAAAUUUUAAAGUAUCUUCUAAGAAUGUAUGUAAAAUAAUG
This is a messenger RNA of Daktulosphaira vitifoliae (grape phylloxera), 2014 nucleotides long. It is a transcript of the gene Smu1, whose product is annotated as WD40 repeat-containing protein SMU1. Gene Ontology annotation, cellular component: precatalytic spliceosome. Gene Ontology annotation, molecular function: protein binding. The coding region runs from base 444 to 1976 and encodes 510 amino acids. The record is from RefSeq and is a predicted model, not a curated record. Lineage: Eukaryota; Metazoa; Arthropoda; Insecta; Hemiptera; Phylloxeridae. The transcript is spliced from 10 exons. Gene Ontology annotation, biological process: mRNA splicing, via spliceosome.